Aspergillus bombycis is the source of this 594-nucleotide messenger RNA. RefSeq lists its product as uncharacterized. The transcript has 3 exons. NCBI's taxonomy places the organism in Eukaryota, Fungi, Ascomycota, Eurotiomycetes, Eurotiales, Aspergillaceae. The coding region runs from base 1 to 594 and encodes 197 amino acids. The record is from RefSeq and is a predicted model, not a curated record.
AUGUUGAAGACCAUGAUUACAACGAUCGUUGCUCUGUGCCUGUCAGUGUCAGUUCCAGAAGUAUUGGCGACAUCACCCGGGGUUGGAGUUCAAGCUGGAACAACUGGAGAUCGGAGCCAGUACACACGAGAAAUACACGACCAGUGUCAGAAUAUUCGGGUCCUACCGUUAAGAAGUCUACAGAACAUACCACCAAUAUCCGGCAGGCCGGACGAUAUCUUGGCAUUAGAAGACAGUGGAAUCAACGUGACAGACAUCCAGCCACGCCCACCUCCUCCAGCGAGGCUAGUUGCAAGCUGUGGAUCCCCGAACCGACGACGCUCGACGGAGCUACGCCUGGAUAAUUGUCUUGGUUGGGAUGCAGCGGGUGAAAGGCUGAUCGCACAACAGAACGGAUACGGCAUUCAAAGAGGCCGUUGCUGGGGUUGUAAAUAUUUCCCAGUGUCAAGGGAGAAAUUCCGCGUCGUAUGCUUUUGUGACAACGUGACUCAAGGCCUGACAACCGUAAUCCCUGGCAUUGAUCGCAUGGCAGCUGGGAAGGCCUUCGCUGAAGAUGGAGUAUGGAGAUUGGUAAAUGGUCAGCUCCAGUGCUAA